Molecule: messenger RNA, 5058 nt
Organism: Egretta garzetta (little egret)
Lineage: Eukaryota; Metazoa; Chordata; Aves; Pelecaniformes; Ardeidae
Gene: FGD5
Product: FYVE, RhoGEF and PH domain containing 5
Cellular component (GO): cytoplasm
Molecular function (GO): guanyl-nucleotide exchange factor activity; metal ion binding
Source: RefSeq, a predicted model, not a curated record
AAAACCAAAGAUUACCGAUCAUCUUUCUCCAGUAGCUGCCUCCAAAUUUUCUCCUUCACUGCCAAGGGCUGAUAUUCUUCAUAACCCGAACUCUAUGUCUAGGGGUCCCAAACCACCUAUUGCUCCCAAGCCAAAAUUCUCAGCUGACACUGAGGGCAAAUCCAGUGUUUGUACCAACAAUAACUUAAAUAUAUGCUCAAAUGGGAAACUGGUAUGCCUCGAUGGAGAGCUGUAUGAAGGAAACCAAUGCAAUGCUGAUUGCCCAGAAUCUGAGGCAGAUAAUGAAUACAUUGUAGUUCCUGAAGCUCAGCUGACUAGCAAAGACUGUAAUGACUUGGAACAUGAGCAUGAUCAGAACCUAGACUCCUUUGUGGAAAAUGAAGUCUCGGAAACUCCAGAAGAGGUAGAGAAGGAAGAGGAUAACAUUGCUAAUGAUGAGGAAACCAGUACUCGAGAAGUCACCGAAGGUGAGCAUCAUAACUCUUCGCAUAUUGCUGAACCAAUGGAACACGACUCUGAAGAGUCAACCAGAGACUGUGACCAGUCCAAAGCACUUUGUGAGGAGUCCUCUGAUGCCCCUGAUGCGGAUAAUUAUGCUUCCAAGAAUGUAGAUGAAGAUGAGGAUGUUGUAGGUGAUUGUAGUGAAACCAAAAAGGAGGAAACUUCUAACAACCUGGAACUGGUUAAGGACAAUAGAGAUUGUAAGACUGACAGUGAUAACCUUUUGAAUAGAGAUGAGGAACUAAUGGGUGGUAUCUGUAAAGAUACCAUUGUAAUGCUACUACAUGAAGAUGAAUCAAUCCCAGAUUGUGAAAAGGCAGGGCAGGAGGAGGAGGAACUUCCUGAGAUUUUAGAAAAGGGAGAUGGCUGUCUAGCACAUGAUGGUGACCACAGUGUGCAUGCAGAGCUUGAUUUGAACAUGGAAGGGGACUUAGAAAAUUCUGACUGUGCAAGCCCUGACAUGCUGCCCGAUGAGGCCAGUGAAGAAACAGCUCCUGGCUUAGAACUGUGCGAAGAUGAACCCAGUGCUGAAAGUGGUUUAGGAGAGUCCAUCCAUCAAGCAGCAGCUGAAGAGGAGGAAGCAGACCCAGAUGAGCACAAUAAUACAAACACAGGAAAUGUCAGUGAUGGCUGCCAGAUCACUGAGAGGAGAGGUGAGGAGAAGACAUCAGAGGUAGCCUGUGAAGCAAGCAAAGACUCUGGGAAAGGGGAAGAAGAAACUGUGAAUGCAGAGAGUAUGGAUGAUGACUGUCAAAUUUCUCCUUGUGAGAAUGAAUGUGGUGAGGAAAUACCCAUGCAACAUUCAGAUGAGAAUCUUCAAACAGAAGGGACCUCUCUGGAUGAAGAUGGCGUGAUCUCUGAUAGUCCACCUAGCAGUCCAGGGAUGGAGCCAGACCUGGAAGAUGUGACUGUUGAAGAGCAUAGUGAAAGUAUUGUGGAAACCUCUAAGUCAGAUGAGCUGCAACUUGAAGACAAUGAGGUGGAAGCAAACAGCCUCAGCAAAAGUGUCCCAAGUCCACCUCAACAGGUCCCACUUGAGGAAGACUUAGAAUUCUGCGAGCAUGGCAAAAUGAAUGCAGAAUGUGGGCUCAAACAUGUCCUGCGUGAAAAUCUGGCAGUCCCUGAAGUGGUCAUUGUGCCUGAAGAAUCAGAGGAAAGAGAAACUAGCAGUGAUUCCCUAGAUGACCCUUAUGUGCUUCCCGCAGAAAAUGAAAUUGCUCGUGAUGGGCAGAGUGAUUUAGGAGCUGAUCACAGCGAAAGGGAUGAAUUAGGCGUGGAUGGUGAAAACAACUUGCUGCCCAUUGAUCGUAAAAGCAUUGUCACUAGAACACGGUCACUCUCUGGGAAACUGCCAGGCUAUGUCCCAGAAACGGUUCCAGAAGAAACUGGACCUGAAACUGAGGUACCAUCUUCACGCAAUGGCUCUGGGACAGAAGAUUUAAGCAACAAUUUAUUUUCAGCGGAAGGAAAGCCAAUAGAAGCCAAGAGGGCAUUACCAACCAAGUCAAGACGUUUCAUUUUAUAUCCUCGAUCUUACUCUGUUGAAGGGAGAGAGAUACCUGUCUCUGUUUACAGAGAAAGUGAUAGCUGUGUACUGAAUGAUGGUAGAAUAAAAAGGACAGAAGACAACUUGUCUUUGCCUUGUGUCAAUGGUUCCUCAGGCAGUUUUUCCCAGAGAAAUCAUCUUUCAUCAUGUGGCCUAUCUACUCCAUCCUCAGUUGUUGAUAUACCACCUCCUUUUGAACUUGCCUACAUCACCAAAAAACCAAUCACUAAAAGUUCCCCUUCACUUUUGAUAGAGAAUGACUCACCUGAUAAGUAUUCCAAGAAAAAGAAAUCUUCCUUUAAGAGGUUCCUCACUCUAAAAUUCAAGAAGAAAACUGAAAGUAAAGUCCAUGUAGAUGUUAAUGUUUCUUCUUCAAGGUCCUCAUCAGAGUCUAGCUAUCAUGGGCCUCCGAGGCUGAUGGAGCUGGACAGGAGGAGCCUAAGUAGCUCACCUCAACUAAAAUCACAUGUGGGGAAGCUCCGUGCAUCUGAGUCUCCCUCAGCUGUCCUUUUCUAUAAGGAUGGUAAAAGAAAAGGAACAUCCAAGUCCUUCAGCAGAAGUGUGUCAAGGGUGGAAUCCUUCGAGGACCGGUCCAGGCCUCCUUUCAUGCCACUCCCAUUAACAAAACCUAGGUCCAUUUCUUUUCCCAAAAUUCCUCCUCGAAGAUCCACGAGAGCAGGAACUUUUACUGAGUUUUUUGAAGACCCCAGCAGGACAUUAUCUGCUGCUAAUGAGAAUGACGGCUACGUGGACAUGAGCAGCUUCACUGGCUUUGAGAACAAGCAGCAAACCACAGACCAGGAAACAGAAAGUGCCUACACGGAGCCCUACAAGGUGUGCCCAGUCUCCGUGAUACCGAUGGAGGUUGUCACAUCAGAUGAGGAACAGAAGAGUUCAGAAGACGACGACGAGAGAAGCCUGGGUGAUCCCAGCCUCAUCAACAAGAAAAAAGGCCAGUCCAGAGCUUACCUCAUUGCCCAGGAGCUGAUGUCUUCAGAAAAAGUAUAUGUGGAGAUGCUCCAGCUGUUACGUAUGGAUUUCUAUGAAGGUAUCUUGAAAGUGCUUGGAGAAGAAGAUGAAAAUGAACAGGAGGAAGUUAAGCUCAAGCAGGGCUUAAGUGAACUCCCUGAAAUUUAUGAAUUACACCAAGACAUACUGGGAGAACUGGAAGAAAGAGUCCUUAAAUGGGAGGAACACCAGAAAGUUGCUGAUGUUUUUCUCUCCAGAAAAUCAAGGCUGAAUCACCACACAACAUACAUUAUGCAGUUUGAUAGCAAUUUGGCUUUGCUAGAUGAAACCUGCCUUAAACAUUCCCAACUGGCUACCAUAAUUCAGGAGUUUGAGCAGAGCUCUGGUGGCAGCCCUCAGAGCGUGAAACACCUGCUUUUGAAAGUGGUGCAACGUGUCUUCCAGUAUCGUGUGCUGCUCACAGAUUACUUGAAUAAUCUUUGCCCUGAUUCUACAGAGUAUGAAGCCACACAAGCUGCCUUAUUCAUUGUUUCUGAAAUCACGGACCGAGCCAAUGACAGCAUGCUCCAAGCGGAAAACUUGCAGAAGCUGGUACACAUUGAGCACAGUGUGAGAGGGCAGAGUGGCCUCCUCCAGCCAGGAAGGAUCUUUGUUAAAGAGGGAACACUGAUGAAAGUCUCUGGCAAAAACAGGCACCCUCGACAUUUGUUCUUGAUGAAUGAUGUUCUGCUGUACACAUAUCCCCAGAAGGAUGGCAAAUACCGACUGAAAAACACCUUGGCUGUGUCGGGCAUGAAGGUCAGCCGCCCAGUGACAGAAAAAGCCCAAAACAUCCUGAAGAUUGAAUAUGAUGAAAAUUGCCUGACCCUGUCAGCAAGCUCUUGCUCGGAAAGGGAUGACUGGUACAGCUGCAUUAGCAGGCACAUCCCAGAUGACUACAAAGCUCCCAACACUUCCACUUCCCACAGCAGUGUGGAGCUAAGGGAAAGGCUUGGAAUACCCUUGGGUGAGAGGCCUCCUACUUUGGUACCUGUGUCCCACGUCAUGAUGUGCAUGAACUGUGGCUGUGACUUUACGCUCACUUUGAGGAGACAUCAUUGCCAUGCCUGUGGGAAGAUUGUAUGUCGAAACUGUUCAAGAAACAAGUACCCUAUGAAGUACCUCAAAGAUCAAGCAGCCAAAGUCUGUGAUAGCUGCUAUGUGGAACUUAAGAAAAGAGAGCGGCCACUAAGUGUGAGCUUCCCUCCAACUUCAUCCAGAUGUUCAAGCAGUGCCUUCUCCUCUGUCUUCCACAAUAUUCACUAUUCAUCUUUUAAGAAACAGAAGAAGAUCCCUUCAGCUCUUAUGGAGGUGGCAGCCUCAGGAGAGGGAGCUACCAUCAGUGGUUACCUCAACAGAUGUAAGAGAGGCAAAAGACACUGGAAGAAACGCUGGUUUGUUAUCAAAGGCAAAGUCCUCUACACCUACAUAGCAAAUGAGGACAAAGUUGCUACAGAAAGUUUGCCUUUGUUGGGUUUCACUGUUGCCCCAGAAAAGGAGGAAGGAAAUACGGACACGGUUUUCCAUCUCUACCACAAGCAGACUCUAUUUUAUAGCUUCCGAGCAGAGGAUAACAAUUCAGCACAGAGGUGGAUUGAAGCCAUGGAAGAAGCAUCCAUAUUAUAGCAGCUAUCACUCAAUGGACUUGGAAUAAAUUCUCAGAUUUCUGUACAUUCCCAGAAACCCUCUUCUGUCUCACAAAACUGAACAGUGUAUUUCAGGCAAACUGGCUACAUACACUGGAUAUGAACUGUUGCCAAACUGCUCUUUUUGCUUCCUUCUUCUUACAUCUCCAUUUUUGCAAAUGGAAACUUUAAAAUAGAGAAUAUUUAUGGCGAUCUUUAAGUCUGUGCAAGUUCAACCCAUACUAUAAGCUUCUCCUCUGAUCCCACAGUAAACUAAGUCUAAUAUCAAGACAAUAAAAUAGAUGGAAAUACUGACUACAGUAACAGGCUCAGUUUUGCUUACUCUAGAGCACUAUCAUAUUUCAUUGGGUUGGUUUU